Messenger RNA from Culex pipiens pallens (northern house mosquito), 3991 nucleotides. RefSeq lists its product as uncharacterized. Gene Ontology annotation, molecular function: RNA binding. Lineage: Eukaryota; Metazoa; Arthropoda; Insecta; Diptera; Culicidae. The transcript is spliced from 6 exons. Gene Ontology annotation, cellular component: ribonucleoprotein complex. Bases 170 to 2434 code for a protein of 754 amino acids. The record is from RefSeq and is a predicted model, not a curated record.
CUGUAGGUGUCAAACGUCGUUCACACAUCGUUUUCACGUUCUUGUUUGUGAAUAUUAUCUGUUUUAAGUGCAGCGUCCCACUUAAAAAUUGUGAAAAAUCGAAGAACAAAGUAUUCUUCUUGCAGUGCAUCAUAUUUAUUGUAACUUGUAACUAUUUAUUGCUGAAAAAAUGGCUUCAAACGAAAAUACGUCGAACAAAGCUGCAGAUAAUGGAAAGAAGCUGAACGUCGGCAACUUGCCCGUCGAUGUUACCGAAAAAGAGCUGCGCGAUCACUUCAAGGAGUUCACCGUGGAGAAUGUUGAAAUUUUCCACUACUUGAAGUACACCUUGGCUUUGCUGUUGUUCAAGGAUAAGGAUACAGCCACCAAAGCUCUCAAGGCCAAGGAGGGCACCUUGUUCCGCAACCGCCGGCUGCGUAUGCAUAUCGAAUACAUCGCUAUUUGGAACAUUAAGAAGAACGUUUUUGUUUAUGUCGUUGAUGAUAACACUACUGAAGAAGAUGUGUACGACAAAUUUAAGACCAUCACCGAGGUGACCGGUGUCCUGGUUUUCCACCCUUUGGCGUACGUUUCGUGCAACACCCAGGAACAGAAGGAGGCGGCCAUCAAGGAGCUGAAUGCGGAAGAAACCACCGUUUACGAUCUGACCGGACAUGAUCAGAACCAUCACAUUGAAAUUUGGCGCGCUGCCAAGUUAUUCUUCCGAAACUUGAACCGUGUAUCACUUAUUAAUUUGCCCGAAAGCUGGGUUUCGAACCAGGAAGAGCUGAAGAAGGCCGUCGAAGGCACCGGCACUUUGACCGAGGUUAAGGUCAUCAACAACAGCCACGGUUCGGUGGCCCAGCUGUUCUACGAGGACGAAGAUACCGCUAGAAACGCAUCACAGACUCUAAACCAGCAGGUGUUUGAAGGCAAACGGAUCCAUGCUCUUCACGUUACUGCUGCUCUCAUUCCAGACUACACCUCGAGCGUGUACCUGACAGGGUUGGAAAAACCCAUUUCCGAAGAGACCAUCUACUCCCAUUUUGAACAGUUUGGAGAGAUCGAGUUUGUCAGCCGUCGCAAGUGUGCCGAUGAGCAUGCCAUUAUUUGCUUCAAGAACAGCAGUGCCGUUGAAGCGGCCUUGGAGUGCAAAACGUUGCCCGUUCCUAAGCCGGACAGCGAAGAAACCGAGGAUAAAACCAUCGGAGUUAAAAAAUACAACGGUCCAUUGAUUAUCGAUCUGAAACCAUCACACGUUAAAAAAUUGCUGGAAGAUGGCGAAGAAUCCAAGAUGCGCCCGCCGCCCCUACCGCUGGCCAAGUUGUGGCCAAUCUACGUGUCCAACCUUCCGUACACUGCCGACAAGCGCGACAUGCGGGAUUACUUCUCGAGCGUUGGUGGACACAUCAAGUUCAUCUUCUCGCCGAACAUCCCGGCGUACAAAACCAGCCAAACGUCAAUGGUGAUGGCUGCGUUGAUUUACUACGCUCGUCGUGAACAGGCCACAGACGCUAUCAAGGCUUUCAACGGAAAGCACUUCCAGAACCGCUGCCUGCACGUAUUCCCGGGACGCAAGGACACCUACUUUAACCCGGAAACCUCGGUUCGCCUGGUUCGACUCACCAUUGGUGUUAGCGAAGAAAAGCUGUUUGAAAAAUUCCGCAAGUUUGGCUUCAUCGAGUGCGUCGUGAAGCGUAACCGAAACACCGCGUUGAUCGAGUUCCGUGACAAGGAAGUUUGCGACAAGGUGCUGCAGCUUCCCGACGGCGAAAAGCCCGUGCGCUGCGGAAUCGAACCGCUAACUACGAAGGUUAACCGGAAGAUUUUCAAAGAAAAUGACGAAAAGAUCUCACUGGCGAUGCAGGAAAUCAUCGACAAGAACCCGGCUGUGCUCGAGAACGUGCAGUCGAACCGGUUCAGCGGUCCACCACCACUCAAGCGGGGACGCUUCAAUGGACCAGAUCCGAACUUUGGCAACCUUGGCAACCGGAACGAUUUUAAUUCGAUGAACAGCAACAAUGAUUUUAGCAACCCACAGGUCAUCCAGGACCUACUGCGUUUGGCGUUUAUCUCGGGUAAAAAUCUGGGCGAGGGUCUGGCUAGCGGAAACAACAAUCCGUUUAACAAUAGCUCCGAUUCACCACUGUCCAGCUUGAACCUGGCCAACGGGUUCAGCGGUCGUAACUUUGGCGGUGGUUCGAACAACGGAUUUGGUAAUAACUCGGGAAACCGAGGAAAUUUUGGAAAUAACCAAAAUAACUUCAACAACCGAAACAAUUCUGGAGGAAACCAGAACAAUAGAAACAACUUUGGAAACAAUGGAAACAACGGAAACAAUGGAAACAAAUUUGGCAACAAUUCACAAAACAAUCAAAACCAGAACCGAAACAACAACAACCAAAACCAGAACCAGAACCGCCAAGGGGGGGGAAAUCAGAACAGACGCUUCUAAGAGCGUUACGCUUCUUUCCUUCCUUUUUAUUCUUCUUUGAUAUCGUAGCUGGAAGCCGUUUGGGUUUAUGGACGCAAACGUGCUACGAAGAACAAUUUUGAGCCGGCAGUCGCUUUGAAUCCGAUAGUUCCAGCGAGCAGAUAAGAUUUAUAGAACAUUGUGACGAAAUACAUAUUUAGCAAGAAAGAUGACGAGAAAGAUGAUGAACUAAUGAUUACAUAACAAAUUUGAUGAUAAAAAAAAAUCACACACUUUCAAUAAUUACAACAAACAUUUACGAUUUAACGGAUUUUAGACAACCUUGAUUUGAUGUGCAUGAAAUUUAUAAAAUAUUAAAGACAAACAUAUUGUAUCUCCAUUGGUAGUUUUAUGAUUGUAAGUACGUUUAAGAUUUGAUUUUAUUUAAUCACAAACAAUUACACUGUUCCAUGAAAACAAAACAAAAAUACUUGAAAUUAUUACAUACAAUUAAAUGACGAUAAGUAGGUGAGAAAACAAUGAAAAUUUGAGAUAAAAAAAUAAUUGUAUUAGAACAUUAAUCCGCUUUGGACCAGAAAAUACACAGUAAAUAUUGAAAACUCCUAUCGGUGGGCAUUGAGGAUGUAAUUUUGAGAUUAUGAAAAACAUGUUUAUGUGCUUCUUUUCUCUUCAUGACGCCCCGAUGGAUUUGCAUGAAAUGAUUACAUAUAUAAAACAAGAAAAAAAAAAACACUAUACCGUAUCUGAUAAAAAUAAAACAUUUUGUCUUUGCAUCUUGGAAAAUUACAUAAAACAAACAAUUACGAUAUAGUGGAAAUUUGUCGCACUUAUCUUAAAACAGUGUGGCUGUCAACUGGAGUAAAAAUCAAUACAUGAUAUCGAAACAUAUUUCAGUGCUGCAAUUUGCACAAUGAUUGCAGAACACUUUCAAUGAUGGUGAUUUUUUUUUGCGAAAUUUUUAUGAGAGGUGGCAGCCACCUGGUGCGCAAAAUGGUAGAUAUUAACUGGUUUUUCUGCUUGUUUUUUCUUACUUUCUUUAAAUAUUAUACUUUUUUCGUGUUUAAAUGGCAUAGAUAAAGGCUGCGAUUUUUUUGUUUCCUUUUCCACUUUAAAAUUACCAUUUGUAACUCUUAAUCGCGAGCACUUACAAUAUGCACUGAGAAAAAAUGGAGUUUAAAACUGACAAAAAGGUUCGUAAUUGGAAACUGGUUCAAUGCUGGUGAAUUCCCAUGUCUGCGCUGAAAUGAAUGCCGCCGGUACUACGAGUUGGUAAUGUGCGCCCUGGUUAGGAGAUUAUGCGACCAGCAGACCGACUGGGGAACAACUGCCUGGAUACACUAUAGUCGUGUGUAGUUGGGGUGGGUCAGGGUGAGAGCUUAACCACCUCAACUUACCCCGACAAAAAAACUACAUGAACGAGCCUGAGGUCGAAAUGAACACACUAACACACUGAAAGAUUGUUCAAUAUCAGUUGGUAUUUGGACAAGAGAAAACCUUGACUAAACUCAAUUUUAGUGUGAACGAUGGAAACAUUCUACUAUUAGAAUAAAAUAGUGCAAACUGUAUUUAAAAUCCAAA